GAGAUACGCUUUGCGUCCACGUGUCAUUCGCAUCCCCUCCGCCCUCCAUGUGUAAGUGUGACUGCAAUCUGGCCAUCCAGCAUCCAGCUGUCUAGCAUCUCUGGAUCAGUGAAUCAGAGAUCAGAUACACUCAGAGAGUGCUGAAGAGAUGCCGAACAAUAAAACAUACGUAAUUAGUUGUAAAGAGCGAAUGUUCUUUUGUUUAAUGAGAAAUUCAUCAAGAUUUUUGAUCGCAUUAAAAAUAAUUCAGAAUAAUCUGUAAUCAUGUAUAAUCUAACGAAAGGAGCAUUAGAUGAAAUCAUGAAUGGUGUAGAUAUAAAAAAACCGGUGCUUCAAAUAUUGGGUUACAAAAAAAUACCUUCAUCCAUUAAUACAGAUGAUCGAUAUAGAUUACUUUUAUCUGAUGGAGAUAGAUUAAAUUCCUUCACAAUGUUGGUUACUCAUUUAAAUCAUUUGAUAACAAAUAAUAGUUUGACUCAAUAUACAGUUUGCAAAAUAUUAAAUUAUGCCUUAACUUCAGUUAACAAUAAUGGAAAGGAAAGACGUAUAAUGCUAAUAUUGGAUAUUGAGGUGCUAUUUCCUGGCAACGAAGUUGGCUACAAAAUCGGUAAUCCAACAAACACAGAUAACAAAUCACGGCUUGAAUAUGUAACUACAUCUAAUACAUCUACAGCAACAUCUUGCCAGACUAGUAAUAGUACAAUCGAAAAGAAUAUUUUAAAUCAUGAUACAUCUUCUACAUCAUUCUAUAUAAAUCAUUCUAUAUCAACUAUACCAAUUGCAAUAUUAAGUCCAUAUCAAAAUAGGUGGAUAAUCAAGGCUCGUGUGACAAAUAAAUCUGCAAUUAAAACGUGGAGCAAUUCUCGUGGAGAAGGCAAACUGUUCUCCAUGGAUUUAAUUGAUGAAAGCGGUGAAAUUCGAUGUGUUGCAUUCAAUCAACAAUGUGAUAACUUCUAUCACUUAAUAGAUGUUGGUAAUGUAUAUUAUAUUUCGCGAUGUAAAUUGAAAACGGCGAAUAAACAGUUCAGUACAUUGAAAAAUGAUUAUGAGAUGACAAUAACUGAUGAUACAAUGAUUUCGCCAUGUCAUAAAAACUGUGAUAAUAUUCCGAUGCAACAGUUUGAUUUCUGUCCGAUAAGUCAAGUGGAAAGCAAGGAACAAAAUAAUUUGAUUGAUGUCUUGGGCGUCGUUACGACAUUUAACGAUAUACAACACAUUACACAGCGAACUACUGGCAAAGAACUUAUUAAGAGAGAUAUAAAUCUUAUAGAUGACAGUGGUGCAAUGAUAUGUGUCGCAUUGUGGGGGAAAGAAGCUGAAGAUUUUGAUGGUUUUAAUAAUCCAAUCUUAGCCAUCAAGGGAGCACGUGUUGGUGAAUUCAAUGGUGGAAAAAAUUUAUCCCUUAUAAAUUCAUCUGUGCUAAAAAAAGAUCCAGACAUACCAGAAGCACAUAAAUUGCGCAAAUGGUAUGCUGCGGCAAAUCAUUUGGAGAAUGUUAAAUUUUUAUCUAGAUCAAGUGGAGGCGAUUUUAACACGCCAUUAUACACUUUCCGAGAAAUGACCGAAGCACAAUUGGGGGGAAAAUUGAAUUUUACAGAUUUGUAUAAGGUGGUGGCGACUAUUAAUUUAAUUCGCGUGGAAAAUUCUGUCUAUAAAGCAUGUCCUAUAGAUAGUUGUAGAAAGAAGUUGAUUGAUCAAUCUACUGGAAUAUUUAGAUGCGAGAAGUGUAAUAAAGAUUAUCCGAAUUUUGUUUAUCGCUUAUUGGCAAAUAUGAAUAUAGCAGACGCGACAGGCAAUCGCUGGGUAAUUGCCUUUAAUGAAGUAGCCGAAAAGAUAUUGGGUAUAUCUGCACAAGAAUUAGGAGAAUUGAAGGAAAAUGAUAAUGACGAUUAUAUGGAGAAACUUAAUGAGGCAAAUUUCAAAAGGUUCAUAUUCAGUUUGAGGGUAAAAUCGGAAGUUUUUCAGGAUGAGAUGAGAAUAAAACAUACUUGCACAUCAGUUGUACCAUUAAAUUAUAAAACUCAUCUAACAUAUUUGAUAGAUGAAGUUUCCAAGGUGGUACAUAUUGAGAAAUUGGAAUCUAAUUAAAAAUUUCAUUUUGAUAAAAGAUAAGUUUAAGUUUAAAACUUAUUGAUAAUACUUAUUGAUAAUAUACUUAUUGAUAAUAUACUUAUUGAUGAUAUUACUUAUUGAUAGUUGUGCAAUAAUUUAAA
Camponotus floridanus (Florida carpenter ant) is the source of this 2213-nucleotide messenger RNA. RefSeq names its product replication protein A 70 kDa DNA-binding subunit. Gene Ontology annotation, molecular function: damaged DNA binding; single-stranded telomeric DNA binding. The coding region runs from base 265 to 2088 and encodes 607 amino acids. Gene Ontology annotation, biological process: DNA replication; meiotic cell cycle; telomere maintenance via telomerase. The record is from RefSeq and is a predicted model, not a curated record. NCBI's taxonomy places the organism in Eukaryota, Metazoa, Arthropoda, Insecta, Hymenoptera, Formicidae. Gene Ontology annotation, cellular component: DNA replication factor A complex; nucleus. The transcript is spliced from 13 exons.